Molecule: messenger RNA, 633 nt
Organism: Drosophila kikkawai
Lineage: Eukaryota; Metazoa; Arthropoda; Insecta; Diptera; Drosophilidae
Source: RefSeq, a predicted model, not a curated record
CUUUGCCAAAUAAGUCAUAACUUUUUAAACUAACCAAAAUACAACAUCCAUCUAAAUUUAUUUAUUCUCAAUGCCACGAAUUUUAAUCUCCACCAUGAAAAAUAGUGUAUUGCUUGCCAAAAUUCUUAGUCAAUGCCGCCUACACCUUGAGCCUUAUUUCAGCCAUUACAGCUUACCCAAUAGUAAAAACCCCUUUAUCUUUACGAAUAUUACAUUUCUGCGAAACAGAUAUAUCCCAAAGGAAAGCAAGACUAAAACCAACAGGCGACAACUAUCCGAUAAGCUCUCUGAAAAGGGUAGAGGUGAUGAGGCCAAUUUUUAUCUGAGAGUUAGAAGGGAACAAUUUAUGAAGAUCAAAGAGCGCAAGAUCAUACAAAUUGAGGCUGAACUUCGACUUUUGGAGGCUAAACUCAGUAAAAUUGGCCCCAAGACCACUUCCCAACAAGAGGAAGUAAAACAGAAAUUAUUGGUGGAAAUUAAAGAACUAAAAGCCACACUAAAGAAAUAUAAAAAGUCAGUGGAAGAAGACAAAGCAAAAUAUUAGCCAGAAAAUAAAACGUAAUUUUUUUUACUCUGCUAUAACAUAUUACAGAAAUCCUAUAAAUUUUUAGUAAAUACAAACAUGAAUUCAAA